Molecule: messenger RNA, 3917 nt
Organism: Lagopus muta (rock ptarmigan)
Lineage: Eukaryota; Metazoa; Chordata; Aves; Galliformes; Phasianidae
Product: INSYN2B protein-like
Exons: 3
Coding region: 1-1650 (549 amino acids)
Biological process (GO): inhibitory postsynaptic potential
Cellular component (GO): postsynaptic density
Source: RefSeq, a predicted model, not a curated record
AUGCUCAGCCGGGAUCCCCUGCCCUCCGGCGAGGGCGGCCAGGAGAAAGCCAUGACGGUGCGCUCGGUGCUGCUCAACCGCGACUCGCCCGACAUCGAGAGCCGCCUGCAGCGCCGGCGCAACCGCACGCAGCAGGUGCGCUUCAAGGACCUGGUGGAGGGCAGCCCCCCCCCGGCGCCCGCCCCCGGCCCCAACACCCCACGUGCCUCGCCGCCCCCCAGGGCCCCCCCUGAGCCGGCGGCUCUCUGUGCCUCGCGGCGCAGCUGGCCCCAGGCCCAGCCGUGCUCGCUGACGCUGCCCGUGCCCGGGAAGGCCCGCGCCAGCGCUGCCAUCCAAACCUCCCCCAGCCUCCAGAAGCCCUUCCCGGCCCCCCGGCCCCACGGCGGGAGCGUCUGCGAUGCGGCCGCGGACACGGGGCUGCUCGCCGCCCUGGGGAGCGCCCGCUGCCCGGGGGGAGCUGCGCCCACCGCCUCGAUGCGAGCCGUUCCCCCGCGGGCGCCCGCAGCCGAGCGCGCCCCCUCCCUCGCCCCGCGCCCCGCAGCGUGCCGCGUGCCGCCGCCACCGCCCAGGGAUCCCCGCCCCCCGUACCCGGGCACGGCCGGGUGCCCCGCUGCCAGCUGCACCCCCUCGGCCAGGAGCUGCUCCACCGAGCCCUGCGCCCGGCCCGGCGGGACCCUCCGGGAUGGGCGGGAGCCCCCCCAGCGUCCGGCCUCCGUGCCCUGCGCCCGCUCUCAGCCUUCCUCCGAGCUGUGGGUGCUCGGCCGCAGCGACUCGGAGCGCAGCCUGCCCCGCGGGCACCGCCAGCUGCCCCUCCUCCACCAGCCAGCUCAGGGCAACCCCCCCCGCGACCCCUCGCCACCCCAGCACCGGCUCUGCGGCUCGCCCUGGGGGAGGCCCUGCUGCACCCCGGCACCCAUCCCACCGGCGCCGGGCUGGCACAGCUCUGCCACCGCUGCACCGGAGACCGCGCCAGCUGCACUUGGCCAUCCGGACACGCAGGACAUCUGCAGCCAGCUGCGGGCUGCCGAGCCCGGCCACGAGCAGGCAGCUCCGGAGAGGCACGAGGGACCCCCACACGGCGUCAGUGCAGUGGUGCAGCCCGGUGGGCGCACACCGGAGCCCCCCCAGCAUGGGCAGCCCUGCCUCAGCACCCAGCAAUCAGAGACGCUACGCCACGUGCAGGACCUGCUGCAGAUGGUGGUGGCAGCCAAGGGGACACCGGGAGCCGCAGCAGGGGAUGAGCAUGGCCACACAUCUCAGGGACAGGGGGCACAGGGGGACCUGCAGUCCCAGCUGCAGUCCCUGGAAGGAGUGCUGGAGACCAGCCAGCAAACCAUCCGUGUGCUGCUGGACGUCAUCCAGGACCUGGAGAAGAAGGAGGCCCAGCGCGAUGGGCGGCACUCGUACCGGACGGGGCAGGACAUCGCCAACUGCGGGACGUGCCGGGACUGCGCCUGCAUCAUCUACAGCGUGGAGCACGACUUUCGGCAGCAGGAGGGCCGCUUCCAGCGGGUGCUGAGCCACAUGGAGGGCGACGCGGCACACAGCAGCCCUGCACCGGGGCCCGGCCCCCCCGCCCGGCAGGAGGCUUCGCCCCCUGCUAAGCUGGACGCCAAGAAAUCCCGGCGCAAGUGCUUCUGGUUCCUGUGAGCCCCGGCACUGACACCGGCUCCUGCCUCCUCUCCCUUCCCUCUGACGUUAGGGUUUGGGUAGCACCAGCUUUUAUAUUUUUAACCGUUCCGUUUAACGUACUGAAGAACCCGUGUAAAUAAGAGGGGGGGGAGCAGCGGCUGUAUUGAUGGAGAAACCAAUAAAUUCCAGGGAGACGCUAUUUUUGUUACACCCUCUCCUGGCUGUGCGCUUCUGUUCUGGAUGCAGCUGAAGCUGCCGCCCGGCCCCAAAUCAGUGCUGCGAUCCCAUCCUGGCCCCAAGCAGCCCCGCGGCUCCAGCAGGUUCUCAGAGACCCCACUGAACAGUGGGAGCACCGUGAGAGCCCUGCACCCAUUGCCAGGGGUGGUGGACAAGGGCAGGGGAGAGGAGCCCCAGUGCAGGCAGGCUGGGACCCAGGAGUGCGGCUGCUCUCAUAGAAUCAGUCACCCAGGCUGGAGAAACCCUCCAAGAUGCCCGGCUCCACCCCACCAUGCCCACUGUCCUUGUCCCCCAGUGCCACAUCUCUGUGGUUCUGAACACCUCUGGGGAUGGUGACCCCCAGUCCCUGGCAGCCGUGCUGGCACCCAACCGCUCUGCAGGAGAAAUUAUUGCUGAGAUCCAACCUGAGCCUCUCCUGAUUCAAUGAGAGACCGCCUCCCCUCCCCGAGCUGCUCUCUGCCCACUGAGGCCGUUGUGUGCUGGGGUCACCCUGCAGCCUGGCCGUCCCUGCACAGCCCAGGGCAAGAGCCGACCCCCCCACUCUGUGUCAGGCCAGGCCCCUGUCUGCAGGAUGCACCAGCUGAUUACGUGGGGGCAGAAUUCAGCAGCUCAAAUAUUCCAACCUGCAAAAGGAGCAGCUCAGCAUCGAUGUAAUGAUGGCUCUGGAUCAGAGCGGUCAGCAACAGCAGCAGCAGCAGCCCGGCUGGGGGCUGCAAGCAGUGGGGUGAAGCCUGGGACUGUGACAGCACCACGAAAGGGAUGAACUAAGGUGAGAAAGCUGCCAGACAGCAUUUCUGGAGCACAGCAGGGCCAGAGCGAGGCUCAGCCAAAGCACUGCCCUCCUUCUCCUCGCGCUGCGCAUCAGGCCGUGCUCCGGCAGCCAGCGCUGCUCGUUAUCUCUGUCACAGCCCCACAGGUAGCUUCAAACAGCUCUUUCUUUGCUCUCGCUUCCUCUGGCACUGAAUCAUGCAUUCUGAGAACAAAGGCUAAAAGCGAGAUGAUACCAAACCCAACCCAGCACGCAUCGCCUGCCUGAAUCCACCUGAAUCACAACCAGCAAGAGCCCACCCACCCAGACUGCUGGCACAGUCUGCCACAGCCUAAUACAGCCCAACACAGUGCCAGCACAGCCCAGCACAGCCCAGCACAGUCUGACACGGCCCAGCACAGGGCUACUUGCAGCCAGAUGUAUAGGAAGGACUGCACCCUGCACCAUCUCAGCAGUGGGGUCACUCCAAGAGCACAGAGAUGCUGUCUGGAAUGGCUCCUGAAGCAGGCAGGUCCCUCUGCCAGUAGCAGCAGCAUGGCCAGUGAGAAGGAGGGUCCCAUCCUGCCCGUAGCACCUUGGUUUAGCCACGUAUUUAUGAAUGAGAGCCAAGCACGGAAUGGCAGAACUACAGGUUUGCUCCAAAACCUCCCUAGGCAUGAUGCACGGCACGGCACGGGAUGACACAGCAUGGCAGGGCCCCACAGCACUGCACCCCAAAUACCACCAGACCCUUCCCCUUGCCCCACACAGCCCAGAGCCACGUGCCCGGCCUGCUGCACACAGCCUGGCUGUCCACACUUGCACAGAGCACAUUUCCUCCUCCCGCAUGAUGAAACCACUGCACCCAGUGCAGCUGUGCUGCGCAGAGCCUCAGCCGUGCUGCAGCCUGCCAACAGCUCAGCACGAGGUGGGCAUCCCAGCGUGCUGCUCCCAUGUGUAAAAUGAGGAACGUUUGUUGGGUCCCAUCACUGCUUUCCAGAGAAUGCAGCCCAAACCCCCGCAUCUGCUUCCAGACGAGCCUCCUGCACCGCAAGCACCCUGCGCGCUCCUCCCAGCGCUCCCCCUACUCCGCCCUGCUUCUGCCGCAUUUCCUCCUUCCUUUUUUGGGCUUCCUCGUGCAUCCUGCUGCGUUAAAUACCCACAAACCCAUCCCCAGCAGCUGCUGCCAGACACCACGGCACCGCCGAGGAACAUUUGCCACCUGCUCCCCAUCCCCACACCGCGCAGCCCUUCCCUCACUUCCUCAUCCCCAUGGAAGCGGAGCGGCGGAGCUGUCCCA